This is a messenger RNA of Echinostoma caproni, 216 nucleotides long. NCBI's taxonomy places the organism in Eukaryota, Metazoa, Platyhelminthes, Trematoda, Plagiorchiida, Echinostomatidae. The record is from the annotation of a GenBank genome assembly.
AUGUAUUACGGGCAGUGUUCAAAGGAUGUUAUGCGGCCAUCCGCUCAAGGUGCAUGUCCGUAUCGGACCGAUCUUAUCCCGACCAAAUACUGUUGGGUGAUUCGCAAAGUGAUUCAGCUUAGACCGGUGCACUACCUACAGUUGCGGCAACAGAAAGAAAUGCAAAAUCCAACGAGAAUUGGCGCGUUGGGUAUCGGAGGUUUACAUUUUGGAUAG